Molecule: messenger RNA, 5369 nt
Organism: Epinephelus moara (kelp grouper)
Lineage: Eukaryota; Metazoa; Chordata; Actinopteri; Perciformes; Serranidae
Product: tripartite motif-containing protein 16-like
Exons: 1
Coding region: 1-1764 (587 amino acids)
Molecular function (GO): protein binding; zinc ion binding
Source: RefSeq, a predicted model, not a curated record
AUGGCACAACAAGGAGAUCAGAUUAGCCCGAGAAAACUCUGCUGUUUGAUCUGUCUGGAUCUACUGAAGGAUCCGGUGACUAUUCCCUGUGGACACAGCUACUGUAUGAGCUGUAUUAAAAGCCACUGGGAUAAAGAGGAUCAAAGGCAAAUCCACAGCUGUCCUCAGUGCAGACGGACCUUUGUACCGAGGCCUGCUCUGGUGAAAAACACCAUGUUAGCAGAUUUAGUGGAGGAACAGAAGACGACAGGACUCCAAGCUGCUCCAGCUGAUCACUAUGCCAGACCUGAAGAUGUGGGAUGUGAUUUCUGUACUGGGAGAAAGCGGAAAGCUGUCAAGUCCUGUCUGCAGUGUCUGGUUUCUGCCUGUAAGCAGCACCUCCAGCCUCACUAUGAAGUUGUUCCAUUAAAGAAACACAAGCUGGUCGACCCCUCGAAGGAGCUUCAGGAGAACAUCUGUACUCGUCACAAUGAGGUGAUUAAGAUUUUCUGCCGCACUGAUCAGCAGUGUAUCUGUUAUCUGUGCUCCUUGGAUGAACAUAAAGGCCAUAACACAGUCUCAGCUGCAGCAGAAAUGAGGAAAAAGCAGCAACAGCUCAGUGUGAGAUGGCAACACAUCCCUCCGAGAAUCCAGAACAGAGAGAAAGAUGUGACGGUGCUUCAGCAGGAGCUGGAGGCUAUCAACCGCUCUGCUGAUAAAGCUGUGGAGGACAGUGAGAAGAUGUCCACAGAGCUAGUCCAACUUAUUGAGAAAAAAAGGACAGAUAUGAAGCAACGGAUCAGAUCCCAGCAGAAAAGUGAAGUCAGUCGGGUCAAAGAUCUUCAGGAGAAGCUGCAGCAGGAGAUCACUGAUCUGAGGCAAGGAUGCGAUCAGAUGAAGAAGCUUGUACAAACAGAGAAUUACACCCAGUUUCUGCGGAGCUACCCCUCACUGCCAAACCUUACCAACUUUAAGGAGUCAUCCAGCAUCAAAAUCCACCCUGUGCGACACUUUGAGGAUGUGACUGCGGCUGUGUCAGAAGCCGGAAAAAAACUACAGGACACUUGUAACAAGGAAUGGAACAAGAUCUCAAAGACAGUGACUGAAGUGGAUGUUUUACUUCCUCAAAAUCCCCAGACGAGAGCUGAAUUAUCACAAUAUGCAGUUCACAAGAAUCGGUUCGAACUUGAUCCAAACACAGCAAGCAUGCAACUGGUAUUAUCUAAAGAGAACCGAAAAGCAACACUGAUGAGAGAUGAACAGUCAUAUCCCGUUCAUCAAGACAGAUUUAUGAGCAGGUCUCAGGUUUUGUGUAAAAAAAGUCUGACAGGUGGACGUCAGUACUGGGAAGUGAAGUGGAGUGGUUUAGGAGUUUCAGUAGCAGUCGCAUACAAGGCCAUUGCCAGAACAGGAGAUGAAAGUAGGUUUGGUGAAAAUGACAAGUCUUGGACAUUAGACUGUGUGAAGAAAAGUAUGCAUAUGACUUACGAUUUCAAACAUAACGGUAGCAAAACUACCAUCACAAAACCUCUGUCCUCCAGAGUAGGAGUGUUUCUAGAUUACAAGGCAGGUAUUCUGUCCUUCUACAGCGUCUCUGAAACUAUCACUCCAAUCCACAAAGUCCAGACCACAUUCACUGAGCCUCUCUACGCUGGACUCGGUGUUUGCUAUUUUGGAUCUACAGCUGAAUUUUGGGAAGUCAAGCAGGCAAGAGUUGAUGCUGGAGUUUUCCCUCCAAACAACAGUUGUUUAGAUCAGCAAACAGAGGGGGCUUUUGCAAAUUAGAUAAAGGUUGACUCAGCUCAAAAUGGACAAAAUGUGACCUUUUGUUUGGUGUAUAUAGUUGUGCUAAAUUUCCAUAUUUGCAUUGUUGCUGUCAUAUUUUCUGCCCUGUUUGUUUGUUUGUUAGGGCUUCACUGAGCAGCACUGCAAGUCUUCUUCUGUUAAUCACAGCUGACUAGUUGAUUACAUGUUCAUUCUCACAUUGUCAGAGUAUUCAGAAGAGUAGAGUUAAGUUUUUGUUUUUUUUUUAAGAUAUUUUUUGGGGCAUUUUUAAGCCUUUAAUCAAUAGGACAGCAAGCAUGAAAGGGGAGAGAGAGAGGGAGUGACAUGCAGCAAAGGGCCACAGGCUGGAGUCGAACCCGGGCCGGGCGCCUGCUCUACCACUAAGCCACCGACGCCCCAAGAGUAGAGUUAAGUUUUGAUCAUUUUUCUAAUUCAUCACUAGGGAGAUUAUUUCUUUCUUUUUUUACCAUACUGUUGCUGUGUGUACAGUAAAUAUGUAGAUGAAAAGCUACACAUGAUUAAGUCCUGUAGAAGAAUUUAUUGAUUUGAUAUAUGAACAAAGUUGAUUUAUUUUCCUUGAAGUAAAGAAGUGUGUUUGUUCCAGGAGUUUUGUAUUUUUCAGUAGUUUAUUUCAUUUCAUUUUAAAUUUUUGAUUUUAUUCAGUUAUGUACCAGUUAGUUUUCAGAGUGGCUUUUUGGUUUAAGUUUAGUUUUUAUUGCUUAAAAAUGUAACGUUUAAGUCUAGUUUUUAUUAGUUUCUGUAUUAGUUUUAGUUGUUGUUUUUUUAAUAGUAUGAGGGUAUUUGUCUGGGGCAAGAUUUCUUAAAUCUUGCCCCAUACAAUUUAAACAAAUUGACAAAAACUAAACCCUAAGACAUUUCCUGUCUAUUUUUACUUUAUUUCAGUUGGUUUUGUAAAUACACAAUAUUGCUUCAGUUAAUUUUUUUUUUUUUUUUUUUUUUACCAAAACCGUAAAACUGGUUUGAGUGACUCAUCAAAGGAAUUACUGAGUACUGGAGAAGGAUUAGAUAAGUGUAUACUUCCUCCUACUGCUGUUCAAACAUGUAAGCUUUAAUUUGUGUUGUCCAAGAGAAUUUAUUCAUUAAGUAAGUCUGUAUAUGGGUUUAUUGUUCAUUUAAUUUUAUUGUUGUUUUGUUGUUGUUUUUUGCUUUUUUUUAUGUUUAAAAUAAAAUUCAAUUAAACAAUUUUCUUCAGACAAUGGUUGAAACAAGAAACAAAACUAAGAGAAACUGAGGUGCAAAAACUCAAAAAGAGAUAAAGUUGGUAAUCUUGCAACGUCUAAACACAUGUUAAAUCUGUAAUGAUAAAUGGAGAUGAUGAGCGUCACCAAGGGAAAGGGAAGCCAGUGGGGACACCUUGUGGUACAACACAAUCAUGACAAACACUUCUGUGUCUUGCAUUGUUUCACUCACUUGACGAAGCUAAACUACAACAAAAAAAUUUAAAAGCAACACUUUUGUUUGUGCUCCCAUUUUUUACAGGUUUGAGCCAAAGAUCUCAGACUGGUUUUUAUGCACUUGAUAGAUAUUUCAGAUUUUGGUGCUACAGAUGUCCCUAAUGCUGACUGCAGGAGUGUCCACCAGAGCUGUUGCCCCUGAACUCAAUGAUCAUUUCACUACCAUAAGCUGUUUCCAUUGUCGUUUCUGUGAGUUGGUAGCACAUUCAACCAGCCUGAUUGUGACCAUCUCGAGGCACACCUGUGUGGUAAUGAUGCUGUUUAAUCAGCAUCUUGUGCCGCACCUGUCAGGUGAGGGGAUUAUCUUUAAAAAGGAGAUGGGCCAAAUUUUGACGGAAUUAUACGUAUUGUAGAAGGAGUCUUAUGACAAAGGAUCAAUCUUGCAGCAUUUACGGGAUUUUAUUCCAGACACACAUACAGAUUUCACAUAUCGCAGCAAUGAGACAGCCUCGUUGAGCAGUUCACCGAUCAUUUUUAUACUCCUAUCUUCAUCGUACUUGGCGUUCUACCACACUUUGUUCUGCCAACGACAUCUAUUUCCCCAUCACAAUGUUUCUCCAUCACAAUGUUUGCCAGGUCACUCUGCUCAAAGACUCUUCCCCAGAGUGAGACCAUUCAGGGUUGCUCAGUUUUAAUAAAUAUGUUGUGCUUCUAACUUGACCUUAAGGGUCAAGUAUUUCUAGGCCUUUUCCCCACCACAGUUUUGAGCGCAUAAAAAAAGUCUUAGAUCUUUAACUUAAACCUGUGAAAAAUGGGAGCAAGAACGAAAGUUGCAUUUAAAUUUUUGUUCAAUACAAAUAUGUUUAAUUUAUAUGACAAUGAUCUUCUUUUUAACAAAUAACAGUAAUGGGUUAAAUGAUUAAAACUCUAGAUUCUCUUAUGACCAUUGGGGAGAAAUAAGUCACUGCUGAUGAGUCCAAAACUGAUGGAAACCAUUAGGAAACUGUGAUUGCAUUAACUAAACCAUGGGGUUCAUUUCAUUUACAGAAUUUCUGCAAUUUCUGGCAUUGCAGAAAUGUACAGUGCCAACAUUUCUUCUGGCGAUUGGGAUGACUCUUGAUCAGUUGAUGUAUUUCAUCACACUGAUUCAAAAAUCCUGUUAAUCCAUCAUUACCACAUGUAAUGAAGCCCUGCCUAAUGAUGACAUAUGUCCAUGACAGUUUCCCAAAGCUGAAAGUGACACCUUUGUCUCACCAACAGUCCACAACCAAAGCUGGAACCAAAACUUUCGCUUGAUUCGUUAUUUAAAGAUCGAUUUUCUAGUUCUAAUUUUAGUUUUUUCUUCUGUCGAUCAACUCAUACUCAUCUUCAUCGUUCAAACUAAGUACCACACAUGUUCACUGGAAUGAUGGGUGGCAGUCUAACAUCUCUGCAAAUUGAUUUUAACACUACAUUGACAUUAAUGGAAACCAGCUGGUGCCAAUAUGGUUGAGCCCCAAUUUGUUUUCAUGUUGUGCACACAAUUUCUGCGUGCUCACAUUAUAUUAAUUAGGAUAUUUUUAAAACAAUGUUGUCGAGCAUUACAUAGUAACAGUCUACAGUCGUGAUUUGCUGCUUUAGUUUGUCUUAUGUGACAGUAAAUUAUAAAUCUGAAUAUCUUAAAAGUACUUUGGUUUUGGACAGUUGGUCGCACAAAAGAAGUCACUUUGGGUUUUAGGAAAUUGUGAUGGCCAGUUUUCACAAUUUUCCAAAUUUUUUAGACCAAAUGAUUAAUGGAAUAAUUGAAAAAAUAAUUAGGGGAUUAUUUAUUGAUGAAUCAUUAGUUUCAACCUUCACCCAAAGACAAUACAGCUGAAAUAUUUUUCAAUUCUAAUAUUUAUAAUGUAUUACUUAAGUAUAAUACAUUACGCAAAAUAAUGAUUUAAAUUAAGACAUCUGUAAUCAAGAAGAAGUAAUCAAGACUUUGAUUUUUACCUGACAUUUAAUGCCAACUUUUGCUAUUAGACAUUUUUCAAUACUUUACAUUAUGGACACUUCUCGGCUGGUACAAAACAAAGUAUUGAGGUUCAAAAAUAUGGAUCUAGAACAGUGAUUUUGGCGUCAAAGAUCAAAUUUGGAAGAUGAGAAAUAACAGGCACUUAAAUUGAUUUUUAUUUUAUUUAUAACUCUCUGCAUUUCAGUGUGUUUUUC